Microdochium trichocladiopsis is the source of this 1845-nucleotide messenger RNA. RefSeq lists its product as uncharacterized. NCBI's taxonomy places the organism in Eukaryota, Fungi, Ascomycota, Sordariomycetes, Xylariales, Microdochiaceae. The transcript is spliced from 3 exons. Gene Ontology annotation, molecular function: RNA binding. The record is from RefSeq and is a predicted model, not a curated record. The coding region runs from base 1 to 1845 and encodes 614 amino acids.
AUGGGGAAGAGCAAAACCACCCUCCAGGCCAAGGCCAAGGCCAUUGACCCCACACUAGAUGCUCUCUUCUCUGCGAGUUCUGGCCCUUCCGAAAAACCUUCGGCUACGAGAUACCAAGCACUGCUUCCUCCUAAAGAGAGAAAGCCUGCCAAAACAUCAAUAGCACAGGCUCCCGCCGAGUCAGAGUCCGACAACGAAGAGGAAGAUGACGAAGAGCUCAGCGAGAUCGAUGGAGACUUAGAAGAUGUGGACCUCGACGAGCUAAACAGUGACGAGUCUGCGGAUGAAGAGUCAGAAGAGGACGGAGAGGAGGAGGCGGAAGAGGAUCCGGAGGCCGAGUCAAGCGCGGAGGAAGAGACUGCCCCUGCCAAGAAGGAGCGCAAGCGGAAGAGGCGAGACGAGCAUGACGACCUGGAGUCCAAGUACAUGCGGAAGUUGGAGGGUGAGGUCGAGGGCGGCACGGACGAGGAUGAUACGAGUAGCAAGCGGCGCAAGAAGCUAGACGGCGACGAGACUGAGCCCAUUGCUGGCGGCGACGACUCGGCGCCCAAGGAAGACGCCGACGGCACAGAGGAUGAGGAGGAGGAGCCACGCAUCAUCCACGAGUCCCUCCUUCCCAAGGAAGAGCAAGAGCAUGGCGACAUCGAGCUGGACAAGGCCAACCGCACACUCUUCCUCGGCAACGUCUCGAUAGACGCGAUCUCGUCGUCCUCGGCCAAGAAGACCCUGAUGGCUCACCUUGCCUCGCCCCUCGGCGAUCUCGACGCGGCGACUGGCCCUCACAAGAUCGAGUCGCUGCGGUUCCGCUCCGUCGCCUUUGCUUCGGGCGCUUUGCCCAAGCGCGCCGCAUACAUUACAAAGUCUCUGAUGUCCGCCACCACAAAGUCUGCCAACGCGUACGUCGUCUACUCGACACCGCUGGCCGCGCGCACCGCGCACAAGGCUCUCAACGGCACCGUCGUGCUCGAGCGGCACAUCCGCGUCGACAGCGUCGCCCACCCGGCCCCGAUCAACCACCGCCGCUGCGUCUUCGUCGGCAACCUGGGCUUCGUCGACGACGAGACCGUCCUCAACACCAACGCGGACGGCGAGACCACCACCAAGAAGCGCAACAAGACCCCCUCCGACAUCGAGGAGGGCCUGUGGCGCGUCUUUGGCCAGCACGCCGGCAAGGUCGAGAGCGUGCGCGUGCCGCGCGACCCCAAGACCCGCGUCGGCAAAGGGUUCGCCUACGUGCAGUUUGCGGACGGCAACCACGUCGAGGCGGCCCUGCUGCUCGACGGCAAAAAGUUCCCGCCGAUGCUGCCCCGCGCUCUGCGCGUCUCGCGCGCAAAGAACCCACGCAACACGGCGCUCGCCGUGGAGCGCACCGUCAAGGCCAAGCUGGGCGGCGGUGCCGGGGGAGGCCCCUCGGACGCUAAACAAUCCGGCAGCACAAAAUACCAGCACAAGGCCACCCCCGAGCAGCAGUCCCAAGCCGGCCGCGCCGGCCGCCUGCUCGGGCGCUCGGGCGCCGCCAAGGCCGCCGCCGAGCUCAAGGGCAAGAAGCUCACAAAGUCGAUGCCCCGGCACGAGUCGCGCUCCGCCGCCGCCGGAGCCCCCGGCUUCGUCAAGACGGACGGCCUGGUGCGCCCGAUCAAGACGCCCGAGCAGAUCGUCUUUGAGGGCCGGCGCGCGAGCUCCAAGGACGGCAAGCCCCGGGACCUCAAGAUCGGCAAGGCCGGCAAGAAGAAGAGCGGCGCGAACCCCGGCAAGAAGACCGGCGGCGGCGUGACGAAAGCCGCCAAGGGAGGACGGGGUGCCAAGAGGGCUUCAGAAUGGCGGCAGCGGUUGACCAAUAAAUAA